AUGCCGGAGUUUCGCAACUUGAUAGUACAUGUCACCACUGGUGAUUCAAAGACCAACCUGAGGGAAUGGGGAUUGAAAGAACGUCGAGGUGAUCCAGGGGUCUCUUGCUAUGUCCAGUCAGAAGUAGGUGCAUCAUUCGCCAUAUCUAUCCAGCCGAAGAUACCAUAUGUCGAAGUCGGUGAUCCAGGCGCACUCUCUGAAAACCCGAUGGAGGAUCAAAACCAAUACGGUAGGACUUUCUUUUCCGAAGAUGGAGGCCGGACAUUACAUGACCUGACAAUCCCGACGAAAGUAGGAACAGUAAUGUCCUCUGACAAAAUUCGAAGAUCUCGCCGCUUAGCAAGGCUGUACGCUGAAAGCCGAGUAAAACCCCCCAAAUUUAGUUUCCUUGCGGAGAUGUUUCUCGAUGGCCGUACGCAACCAGAAAGGAGAUUAAUUGUUUAUCUCAACCCGAAGGAUCCGGAUUUUAAGCAACCAGACGGAAAAGUUUGGUUCAAAUCUCGCUGGGUCGAAGGAAACGAUGGGCAUAUGCGAGAGCAUACUUGGGUGUUCGAAAAUAUCGGCGUCGAAGCGUCAUUUGAAAAGAUGAUUAUCUCAGGCCCAGACCAUAAUCAGGAAGAUGCCGCCUUUGAGGCAGACGAAGUCGUCUCUGCAUUGAACUCUACGAAGCUUGAGGAUAAGAAGACUCAUGAAGUGGAAGAAAAGAACGGAGCGGGUCAGAUCAUUAUCAAAAUCCAUCGGGUCACGCUUGAACGCAAAUGGGAUGAGCACAAUUUCAAGGCGUGGCUCAAGGAAGAAGAUGGUGAAGGCGCGCCAAGAGAUGCGCCGAACGACAUUGCACAUAUGGCAACCUUCUCCAAGGCCCGAAUUCUUCGGAAGCAGCCAAUCAGAGUUGUGAGCUAUAAGCUCUGGCCGGAGCCGCCCUAUGCUCAAUUUCAAUUUUUCUACAGAAGCGAAGCGCAGCUUAAGCUAUACCAAUUCCCUGAUUUUUCACUUGCAACAGCCGCGCAUGGACGCUCGAAGACCCGUCUCACCUGUCGCCAACGAAACACCUUCCUUGAGAAUCUCACGCCGCUCAGCAUCAAACAGCCAUUGGCAGGGCCAAAAAGCCGAGUUGCUGAUCUCAAACGAGUAGAGAACUCCUUUGAAGAUCGAGUCAAGGCAGGAACACCGCCCAAGGGAAAGGGAAGGGCAUACGAUUUUAGCGCCGACUUCCAAAUCGAUGCAGGCUCAUCGGCUAGUGGAAGCCCCACCAAAAGAAUCUAUAAUGCCUCCAAUGCUUCUACCCUGCGCUUGCUGAAGAAGGGGUCCGCGGCGGGCCCGGCGACAAGGAACACCCGUGGCGAUAAAAAGAGUAACCCGAUUGAUCUAGAUUCUGGCUCAGAAAUGAACUCUAAGUUCCGUCCAGGCAAAGUGAAGGGGCAACCCUCUUCCUCCAAGACAGAGUCUGCUGUUACUCGCUUGUUUGGGAAUAAAAGGCAUGUAUUGCUGGACAAUCUCCGCGCGCAACAUCAGUAUGAAUUGAAUCCCGCGAGUGAUGCCGACGAAUCUGCCAACGACUAUUCAGAACCCGAUCUGACGACCAUUCGCCCAAACCAUGUUGGCUCAGAGGACGAGAUAAUUGACGGUUCCAGGGAACACCAGGAUAAAACUGGGAGUAUUGUCGAACGUUCCGACCAAAUGGAUGUUGAAGAGAAUCUUAUCUCGACACGUCUUGAAAGAAUUCAGCUCGGCAAACGCAGCAGGUCGCCCGACAGUGCUCGUACCUUGUCGGAUGACGAGGCUUGGGUAGGACAGGGAGAAAGUUCUCUAACGAAUAACGAGUCUGCAGAGCAUAAAACAGGAAAUGAAACCUCUCGAUUGAAGCGGGAUGUUGACCCCGAAAACCACUACCAUGAAUUACAAAAAUUUGGGCCAAUCACUCCUCACCCUCGUCGCCUUCUUUUCCCUACUCAACCUUCCGGCUCGCACAAGGGUAAUAAUGGACCUACAAGCUCAAAAACUGGCGCUACCGAGCGUAACAAUUCCCGCGCGUCUGCGUCUGGUCGCAACGCCGCGAGCAAAGGUAGAAGUUCAAGAGCAAAGAAGAGACGUCGCAAGAUGGCUUUGCUGCCUGGCGCUAUACAGACUCAGGGUCAGGGUCAAGCUCCGGCUCAGGAUUCUCCUAUUACUAUUGAGGGAAGCCAGAAGUAGAAGAGAGAGAUUAUCCAUGGAUCUACGUAUAUUGCGAACGCUGAC
Xylona heveae TC161 is the source of this 2238-nucleotide messenger RNA. RefSeq lists its product as hypothetical. The transcript is spliced from 3 exons. The record is from RefSeq and is a predicted model, not a curated record. The coding region runs from base 1 to 2193 and encodes 730 amino acids. Lineage: Eukaryota; Fungi; Ascomycota; Xylonomycetes; Xylonales; Xylonaceae.